AUGCCCACCGAGUCCCCAUACCCACGCAUUCAGAUCCCAGACGUCGGUCUGUGGGACUUUAUGUUUGAACGGAAAGAUAAACCCUACCCGGAUGACCAUGUUGUUUAUCAAGAUCCCUAUACCAAGCGCACUUAUACCUACGCUCAGACUCGCACUGCCGCUAUCGAUUUUGGCAAAGGCCUCAAGGGCGCAUGGGAUUGGCAAAAGGGUGAUGUCCUUGCCCUGUAUACGCCAAACUGCAUUGACACACCCAUUGUCAUGUGGGGUGCCCACUGGGCAGGAGCCACUGUCUCUCCCGCCAAUCCCGGCUACAGUGCAGAUGAAUUGGCCUUCCAGCUGAAAGACUCGGGCGCAAAGGCUCUGGUCACCCAAUGGCCCGUUAUUGAGACUGCUCGCGCCGCCGCAAAGAAGGUCGGACUACCCGAAGACCGCAUCAUUCUGAUCGGCGACCAGAAAGAUCCCGACAUGAUGGUCAAGCACUUUACUUCAAUCCGCAACACUGCCGGCACCAACCGCUACCGACGUACAAAGGUCGACUCCAACAAGGAUCUGGCUUUCUUGGUCUAUUCCAGCGGCACUACAGGUCUCCCCAAGGGUGUCAUGCUGAGCCACAAGAACAUUGUUGCAAACACGCUCCAAGUUUCUGCAGCAGAAAACAACUUGGACCAGAAGGACAGAAUUCUUUCUUUCCUUCCCUUCUUCCACAUCUACGGUUUAACCGUCAUUUUGCACGCCAGUUUCUACAAAGGUUGUCGCGUGGUAGUCAUGCCCAAGUUCGAUAUUGAAGACUUCUGCCGCAUCACACAGGAGGAAAAAAUCACUUUCAGCUAUGUCGCCCCUCCGGUAGUCUUGCAUUUGAGCAAGCAUCCUGUCGUCGACAAGUAUGAUUUGAGCUCAAUACGCAUGAUGAACUCAGGUGCUGCCCCUCUGACCAAAGAGCUUGUGAAUGCCGUCUAUGAUCGUAAAAAGCUCAAGAUCAAGCAAGGUUACGGCUUGAGUGAAACCUCGCCAACUACUCACACGCAGAGAUGGGAGGACUGGCAGUCCACUGUCGGUAGUGUCGGCAUUUUGCUGCCAAACAUGACCGCCAAAUACAUGUCGCCAGAAGAGAAGGAAGUACCAGCCGGAGAAGUCGGUGAACUGUGGCUGAAAGGGCCCAAUGUAUUCCAGGGUUAUUUGAACAAUCCCGAGGGUACAGCGAACGCCUUGACGUCCGAUGGCUACUUCAAGACUGGCGAUGUUGGUUACCAAGACAAGAACAACAACUUUUUCAUCACCGAUCGAGUCAAGGAAUUGAUCAAGUACAAGGGCUUCCAGGUUCCGCCGGCAGAGCUUGAGGGCUAUCUCGUUGCACAUGACAAGAUCGAUGAUGUUGCAGUCAUCGGCAUUUACAGAGAAGACAUUGCGACAGAAGUUCCUAGAGCAUAUGUUGUACCACGUAAGGGUGUCGAAGCUGGCAAAGCUCUCGAGGACGAUAUUGUCAACUGGAUUGGGGCAAAGGUCGCAAAUCACAAGAAGCUGAGGGGUGGUGUCAAGUUUGUCGAUCAGAUCCCCAAGAGCAUCAGUGGAAAGAUUUUGCGACGAGUGUUGAAGGCACAAGCUGACGAAGAGGCCAAGAAGGGUCAAAAAGCCAAGCUGUAG
Aureobasidium melanogenum CBS 110374 is the source of this 1641-nucleotide messenger RNA. Its product is annotated as acetyl-CoA synthetase-like protein. Gene Ontology annotation, biological process: secondary metabolic process. Gene Ontology annotation, molecular function: CoA-ligase activity. The transcript has 3 exons. Lineage: Eukaryota; Fungi; Ascomycota; Dothideomycetes; Dothideales; Saccotheciaceae. The coding region runs from base 1 to 1641 and encodes 546 amino acids. The record is from RefSeq and is a predicted model, not a curated record.